CCGGUCUCCAGCCGCUCUCGGGCCGCUCUCCACGCUCCUCAGUGAACCAGCCUGCCGGCGCCGAGGCAGGAACGAGGCCCGUCCCGAGGACCGAGAAGCAUGGAGUGCCCCGAAGCGAUAGAACGGGGCCGGAGGUUUCGUCUCCUGAACGACGAAGAACUCCCCCAACUUUUGGACUUCCUCACGGGGUACUUACCGGAGUCCUUGAAGUUUCAUCAGACUUUGCUGACCUACAUGCGAGAAAGGGUGUGGGAGUUUCACUUUUACGUGGCUGACGGCUGGCCGGAAGUCCCGAUCUGCCUCCACUUUCCUGGCAUGACUUUGUCGCCGCACGGUCUUCUCUACGAGAGCGUGGGUGUCUUCUGUCCAAGCGACAGACGGGAGCUGGUGAGUCUCCUGCGGGAGGAGGAUGUCCUGCUGGACUGGUCGAGACCCCUCUACAUCAACUUCACCCACCACCAGAUCGUCGACGAGCUGGCCCUGCUCUACGAGGACGUGGGCACGAUGGACGGGGUCUUGGGCGACGUCUGGGCCUGCGAGGAGCCGGAAAAGACCACCCAGAUAGAGGACGAUCCUGCCGACGAGAACGAGGUCCAGGUCCUUCCUUUAAGGGCCGAGCAUGCCGAGGGCAUCCACGAGCUCUACCCGGCGAACGACGUCGAGUGCCACGAGGUGUUUCGUCGUCUGAUCGACACCCUGCCUGCGGCAGGGGUUUUUGCCAAGGGAACCUUGGCCGCGUGGAUGGUCCAGUCCUACUACGGGGCCAUGUUCUCCAUGCAGACCAAGCCGGAGUAUAGAAGGAAAGGAUACGGAACCAAGUUGGCCAGGUACCUGACGAAGGAGGUGGCUGACCGGGGGUAUAACCCCUUCGUGGUGAUCCGGCCGGAGAACGAGGCGAGCCAGCGCCUCUACUCGAAACUAGGCUUUAAGAAACUCUACCAGACGGUAAGGGCGGUCUUCACGCCUCACUCGUGGCAGGAACCCGAGGAGGAGGCCAGCUCGAUACUUCGCGACAACCUGGAGAACGCGGUUCGCCAGCUGAAGGUGGAGCAGCGGGUGCUGGAGAACCUGCAGGCCGAGGAGGAGGCCACGGUGAUCGCCGACCCCGAGGACAGGGACCCGGAGGGCGAGGAGACGAUACGAGACUCCACGGACUCGCCCGACGACGAGGAGGAGAUCCCGAGGGAGGAGAGGCAGUUCGAGGAGAGCCUGGAGCCCAUCGAGGAGCAGCCCGAGGACAGGAUAAGCAACGACUCCGUCGACGAGGAGUCGACAACGGGCCGGCAAGAACGGCAGAGUCCCGGCGACCUGGCGAACGGCCAUCCCGACUAGAUUUCGAUCCUGGUCGCGUUCCAGCCUCUUCUGGGACGCGUCCUCGAGGUCGCACGCCGGACCUCGAGGUCGCGGACCGUCCUUUAGGUCUGUCGAAGGUGUUUACGAUGACAUUCUUUGCUUGCUUGCCAGGCUGCGUCUUCGUCGAGAGGGAGCUUCGCUCGGGAUGAGUCUCUUCGAGGGGGGUAAUUUGUUCAGAAACUGGCACGACACCCUGGGACUGUGGCUCUUAACCCCUUCGAACCCUGAGAACAAAGCUCUGGUUAAUAGAUGCGUCUGUACGCGGAGAAGGGAUUUUUUUUGCAUGCUAAAAUAUACGGAACACCAGAGAUAUAGGUUAAGGACCACUGUUCUGGAACGACAAGGGUGUCAGGCUUUGAUGACAGAAGGAUUUGAAAGAAUUUUGAGAUGCUUGGGAUACUUCAAUUAUUCCAUUUAUUUUCCUAUCGCAGUAAAGUGGGAAUCUAAUCUGAGUUUGAUAAAAUCAUUUAAAUUGAGGAGCAUUAUUAAACGCCGAUUAAUGGAUAUAGGAUAUUUUUAGGAUCUAUGCUUUUAACAUUUUUCUGUGAUGAAGUAGAUGGUAAUACUAUGUACAUUGUAUAGAAAUUCCAAAAACAUGCUUGGUUUGCAAAGUAGACAAAUUCUGUGUCGAGGCCCCUGAAAGUAUACUUUCGGUUGAUCAGCUGUGUAAGAAGGAAAACUGCCUAGCAGGAAAAUGUCACCGGUGAUACGCUACUAAUUUCUUUAUCAUAAACAAUAAGAUAACGAAAUCGCUUGAAACAAUACAUAAUAUUACAGGGUAAUUUAUCACAGAAAAAUAUUAACAAUUAGAAAGAAAUUUCCUUGAGUUCCUAACUUUUAUAAUUUACGAUACAGAAAUUUGGAGCAUUCUAAUAACUGUGCUCUGGGAACGAUAAAAUGAUUUUUUCAAGUUUGCAAUACUUUGAAUAUACAGCAUCUCAAAGUUCGAUCGAAAUCCGUACAAUGUCAAGUGACUCGAUCAUUUGACUUGUAAAGUCAAUGUCAACCAUGAGGGGUCUGCAGUCAGAAGGGCGUAACUCGAAUUUUUACGCACAAUGCCAUAGUUGCAUUUAGGUGCAGAUUGCAUUACAUACACUCCUGUUUGAUAGUUUUUAAAUAUUUUUAAGACAAAAUCCCUAUUCGAUUGUCAAUGUUCUUUUUAAUUAUCUAACGACGUAUUUAUUAACUGUAAUUAUCCUUGAGCUUCGAUAAGGUCGCUACGAAGUCAGCGUAUUCAACGGUUAAGCCAAUGUUAGUAGUGCGAUAAUUAACAAUUUUGCACACACGGUUACAAACUCUUCUAGCUUCAGGCCCAAGUUGAACGGUUACGUUUUCCUGUAUUUAAAAUAUUUAUUAUACAUAUGUGAACAAUUACCGCCGAUUCUGUGAUAUCAUUUUGUUAGGUUGUUAGGAAGUUUACGUCGUGUCGGUAAAAGUUUGUUGUUAAAUGUCGGUCAGAAUUUGCGGUUAGGACGAAGCGACCUCUCGGUGCAGAGAUUGUUCCGAUUGGCGGGAAAAAUCGCCAAGCCAAGGGAAAAAAUUGGCGAUCUGGCUUAACAUGGAUAUUUGGAAUUACAAAUAUAAUGUCAAACAAUUAAAUCCUCCAUAAGUGCGAAAAGUGCGAAGGUAAUCCGCCGUUAAAUUCACCUUCACAGUUAAUAAUUAUUACGAAUACUCGUUACAUUAAGGGAGCUCGUACCUACUGACGGUAUUAAAACCACUCAUCUUUUAAACAUAUACAGGAAAGGAAUGAAACACAUUUAAAUGCAGUUUAAGCGUGCCGUUAACCGCGCUCUAAUGUACAUAUAGAUUCAAUUAUUUAUGUUUACAUGGAAAAACUGGCAAAGAAAGUGUUAUUAGGUAACUAAAAUGUCGAGUAAUUUAGCAUCUACAUCGCGUGUACUAAAUAUGAACUUUACGGGACCAAAAUUUUUUGAGAUAUUUCCCGACAGAGCAUGAAAAGUGACAUUGUUUGGAAACUGGCUUAAAAGUUUCAGAAGAGGUUAAUUUUUCUGCAUUAUGAAAAUAUGUACCUAAAGAAUGGUUAAUAACACGCUUCCGCUAUGUUUGCAUGUCACGUUUCAAUUCUUCCCGUACUUGUCUGAAAAAUAGGUGUGUAUUGUUUAUUUGGAUAAUAAGUACGGGCCCCCUUAAGGCCACUUUUCAAUGGCCGGAGCUUGACACUGUCAAUGUGCAAUCGUACAAUAAUUUACAUCUAGAUCAUUUAAACGAGCCCUAAUAAGCGACUUGUCGUUUCUAGUAAUUCCAUAUAAUCGUGUUACUCCACGUCGAGUUGCAAAUUCGAAAAUCCUCGGUAAACAUUGGCAGGGCGUUUGUCCGAUUCUCCCGGCCCUAAGCAGGCCGCGGGGCUAGGAUGUUAAGUAAAAGAAAAUGGGUAAAGGUAAAAAGAAGAAAAAAAUGAAAAGAAAAGGACAAAAAGAAUAUUUUAACAAAUUCCCAAUAGUUUAAGGGGAUGCGGUCGCAAGUUCGCGCGCGGCUCGAUUGCGUACGGGGAGCGCGAGCUUUUCUUUUCACUUAAGCUCUCCGUAAUGUUCCUCAUAUCAUAUUUGUUGAAGAUGUUAGGUGAUAUAGCUCAGGACCAAAGAAGGACGCGAGUCCUUCGGCGACGAGACUUUCCACGUUUUUUCGGACCCAAAGAUCUGGACAGACCGACCUCAUUGGUCCCAUCAGGCCCGAAUCUUUCUCGAGAACGUGAAUUGUUUAAUAAGGAGGAAAAGAUUUUUCAAAACUACCUGACAUUUCCCCUUACUUAAGGGGAUGUUAAUGUGGCGUCCGAAGAGUCAAUCGUUCAUGAUACUUUUCUCCCGAGCUGGGUAUGCUGAAUCUUGUCAAACUCUACAACGCAAAUAUGGAGGCUAUGAGGAUGGUGUACUGACCCUCAUUAAAUUACAUUUUUUACUGGCGAAUUAAAAAAGUAUCCGUGAAGAAAUCUUUAAAAAAUUGAUACCUCAUCGGCAUCUCUCUUGUACCCUCCAUGUUUAUAUUGGAAAGCUUGAAUUUCUAGAGAAAUUGGAAAAUUGGAGUCAUGUCGAAAUUGUAAUUGUAACACUGGGUCCUCGUCGUACUCGAAGAAUUCCGUUAGAGACAGAAUUGCGGAAUUUCGUGGAGACGUUUCGUCGAGGCCUGCUCGCAGGUUGUUUGCGCUAAACAAUUGUCGACAAUUGAUUGUACAGGCGCAGGCGCUCGACUCGGUAUACGCGUACCGAGUGUACCGAGAGUAGCACGUAGAUGAUGAAGCAAUCUGUGAUCAUUGUUCAUUUUCUCUCCGAGAUAUUUGCAAUCGUUGCUGGGCAAGCUGCGAGACGUCUUAGAACAGUGUAAUAAUUAAUAAUUAAUUUACGGGUAAAUACGUACUUCGCCAAUCCCGGUGAAAUUGUCAAUUGAAGUAGCAGUAUUCUAGUCAUUUCUCUUUACGUUUAAGUUAGGACUAAUUAAUUAAUUUAAGCGAUGCCCAGCACCGAUUACGAAACUUUAAAGACACGAGAGGGAGAGAGAAAUUGACGAAGCCUCGCGCGAACCUGAGACGUACAUAAACACAAACACUAAGUGGUUGUUAAAAAAUUCAGGAUUUAUAUUAAUUUCAUUUUUCGCGGGGACAAAAUAAUGAUAAAGACAAUUGGCAGGUAUAAAAUGAAUUCUGACAUUUUUGGCAACUGGUUCACACACAAAGCCAUGAUAAAAUUUGUGGAAUCGGCGUACACACACACACCCACACACUCACACGAAUUACCUACUACACGUACGCACGCAUAUACUCCGAUUUCCUCACCACUCUCCAAUGUCCAAGAGUAUCGCUGUGUUGGUGCUUCUUUGCGGCAAAACUCAAAAGAAAUAUAUAUGCAAUUUUAUGAUACUAAUAGUUGCCAUUGCAAAAAAGUCGAAAAGAGGCUAUUUGUCAGCGAGCGACCAAAAAAGGGGCUGAAGGCGGUUCGAAAGGAAACGGACGAAGCUUGCGAUUCUUCUCAGUUAUUUAAUAAAUAUAUUAAUUUUCCCGAAAAGCCUUUUCGUCAAAUCGCGAAUAUAUCUGAAUCCUGGAAAGAAGAACCGGACGAUUAGAAUUCUUCGGUAAUGUCGCUUUUAUUAAUUCUCAAUCCUAAAGUAGCUGAGAAGAAUCUUGAACUCCGUCCCCUCGAUUUUCCUCUGCUAAUCGGAGAUUAAAUCAACGUUUAAAUGUAUUUUUCAAUUUUCCUCACUUCCGAGGUAGAAAAUCAUUCUAGCGUUAACGAGAUUACUGACGUCGGAGCUUUCAAUAUGAAUGGUACGCGUUAUCACCGUUUACGAUCGAACUUGAAAUUCCCAUAAUGUGUAGUCAAUUGUAACGAUACGUAAUUAUUUAAGGGGUUUUUCCUUUUUCUCUCGGUUAGGAAAUAUUUUAUUCAAACGGCAGCUAAGCGGGUCGAAAAUUCCGUCCAUUUCCUUCCAAACCGAUUUCUUCGCCUAUCGGGAAAUGCGUCGGCCGUUAUCAGAGGCUCACGUACACGAAGUGAUUAUGGAAGAAAUGUUGGAAAGCACGCCUCUCCGUUCCAGUAAUAUUAUUAAAUAUCGCCUCGGCUUUCAGCGAAUGAUUAAUAUCGUUUUAUCACGUCGUGACUUCCCUCGGUCGAACGUUGCUCGCGGUACCGGCACAGCGAUGAUAACGCGGUAUAACGAUAACAAUAAACGACAACAAUAGUGACGAGAAACACUAGCGUUAACGAUUAAGAUCGGAGAGAAAGCGAGAAAGAGAGAGAGGUGCGUACGAUUACCGCCAGAUCUAGGGAAAAUACUGAUUUACAUUAAAAAAAAAAGAAAAACGAAGAAACUAACAAACAGCACACCUUUGCAAUCUAUUCCUCGAAAUAAUCACUUAAUCUAUAUUUGGAUAAUAAUUAACAAAUUGUAACGGCGUUUUACAUUAUUACAUUUUACGCUGAAUUCAGAGCACAUCUGACAAUGACAACGGCAAUGUGUAUGAAAAUUGUUAAUAAGUGGUUUAUGCAAGUUAAUGCAACAUUCUGUACAUACAUAAUGUAACUACCGCGGAAUUAUUGACAUUUCGUAUUUAUGAAUUUAAUUGCCGAACAAGGGUAAACAUUGGUAGAUAUUGGAAAUUAUCCUUAAGGAUGCUUAAGUCAUAUCCGGAAGUUUCGUUAUCAGUGAUAUUAUUUAUAACGUCCUGUAGAAUUGUUUAGAAUUAAUUGUGAAAGCUUUGAUCGGUCAUAAGGAAAUCCGAGCAGAAAUGUCCGAAUACAUUUGACACGCUCGUUUCGAGGAAUCGUUUGGGGGGUAAUGUUUGCAACAAUUAAUUAAUUUAUUGUAAAGAGUGUUUUGCUCAGGUCUGAUAACCGCGCAAACGGGAAACCCGACGUCCCAGCCUUGCUGACGGAAAACCUUAGGAGAACCUAGAGACCUUAGAUAGGUAUACACUACUUGUAUAAUUUUUUCUACGUUUCAUAGCGAUAACGACGACCGAUAGGUAAUCGAUAAUCGAUGUAAAAUUGAGGCGACAUAGAGCGGCACUGGGACGUUCGAUGGCACCCUUCGAGGCUCCCCUCGCGAUCGCUGUUUUGUUGAAACAAAAAAAAAAGGAGAAAAUAGGAAACGAGAGAUGAAAUGUUCCUUUCGGAUUCGGUUUCGAUUGAUUUCUUAUCACCGUACGUCCGGACGAGGGGAGCCAGCUGUGAUACUUUAUCCAAUCCAAUUUAAUGUCUCGGCCAGCGAAUACGAUUUUCUAGUCUAGGCGAGAUCGAACGUUGCUUAUACGACCACGAUUCCUGCGAUUAGUCUCUGUCGGGUUUUUUGUUUAGUUGCAUCCUGCAGGACAUUGUUUAAUCGGACGGAACAAAAAUUUCAAUCGGCAAAUUAAGUAGCAAAGGCGCACUCGAGACUUAAAGUCGCAACUAUACUCGUUACCAUAUUGAACUAAGCCAAAGAAUGUGAAGGAAAAGUUAUUGCAAUAUUUUUCGCCGGCGUUAAUAAUUAGAGAACAAUUUAAGCGGUUCCGUGCCUAAGAGGCGAACAGGUUGUCCGAUCACUCUGGUCGAUAAGCGGAUCUGCGUUGAUUGCGGUCUUCUCCCUUAUCGGUGCUUGAUACCAAAAAACAUCUCCAAUGAAAGUUGUUCCUUACCUUAUGGAGAGAAAUCUUUGUGAAUAACAAAUUCUUCUAUAUUGCACCGUUACGCGAGUAAUGUGCAAUAAUGUCAUGUAAUGUCAUAAUAACACACGUGGGAAUGAGAGGGAAUAAUCGUCUAGCAGAAAGUUUCGCAAUGUUUCGAAAUGACGUUUCCGGCAGCUACGAAGUGCCUAAGCGAUGCAACUUUAAACAAAUGACCUGAAAACAAAUAGAUUUGCUUGUGCCAUCGCGAAUGUCGACUCGCGGAUUCGCCCUGUGUGGCAUCGGCUUCCUCGCUGGUUAUCGAUCUCAAAUAAAUCGGCUUCGUUUAACGUUUCGACACUUAUCUGUGGAUCUAAUUACACUCGAAUCACCGUAGUUUGGUUGUACGAGCAAGUGCGGUCUCGACAUAGUUCAGCUCUGCCACAUUAUUCUCUCCGGACACGCUAUCACGUUGAAUUUACGAAAAAGAAGGGGGAAAAGAAAGAAAAAGAAAGAAAUCCUAUCUUCGGUGACAAAUUGUGCGCUUGAUUGUAAUCCGACAUGGAGUUUUACAAGAGGAACAACAGGGAUCACGAAAACGGGCGGUAGCCUCAAACUUUUCCACGUAAAGUGGAAUUCCGAUUUUCCGAAGGCUCCGAAAAAAAAAAGGCCGAAAUCGAAUUUUCCAAAAAAUACUGGCACCCUAUAAAGCGAGGUAGAUUUAAGAAAAAGUUGAAAGCGUUGCAACAAAAUGCUCGUUACUUCGCACUAAAUGUCAAGAAUUCGAUAUCAGAGAUUCGGAGCGAAGAAAUAUUUUACCUUCAGAUUCAAAACAGAUGACGGCAUUUUGGCACUGAAGGAUGAUAUCUUUCCGUGCGGAAACGACAAGAGCCGUGAUUUUUAAAACAAAAGCUUUUGACCAUUGAGCAAUUGUGAAGUACAUUAAAUUAAUCGAGCGACGUCUAAGGAAUAAAUUUCGGAAAAUCGCGGUUCCGCUCGACGGCCACUCUUGUCAAUUAGGUACAUCGCGCAAAGAGAGACGAAUUUUGGUAUGACCUCCGCGAGGAAAAAGAGAAACCUAGAAAAAAAAAAUAAAAGGAAAAGAAAAGACCCGGUAGUAAAAAGAGCGAACCCCACGAGGACGUUGAACCGAGCUCCGGAAGCGACACGAGUAUAACCCGAAAGUACAAUAAAAUGGAAAGUAAUAAAAAAAGAGAGAAAAGGAGAAGAGAAGGCGAGUAAAAAGAAACGAAAAAAAAAACAGAAAAAAGCGCCGAGGUUCUACAUACACCACCGGUUGAAUUAAUUCUAGCUCGUAAGUAUCGAUCGGACAGUUUCGGGACCUCGAUUAAAAAACAAUUGCAUGCCCGAAGUGACGAAGAUCAAACAGACAGGAAGGGGGAAAAGAUAUUGGGGAGAAAAGAGAAACAUUGAAUUUAGUCCAUGUUGGACAGAAAUAAAAAAAUAAGAUCAAGGCAGCCUUUUUGGGGGGAAAGAUCAAGACAGUCGGUGCGCAAACCUCGUUGAAAGAAAUGAAGGAAAGAAAUUAAGAAUAAAAGGGAAGGAAAGAGGGCAGGGACUCGAGACAUCAACGAACUUAUUACGAGGGAUUUUAGUCCAGCCUCUAGAUAUAUCGUGCUAGCUGUAGCGCUUCCGAGAAGAAACGAAAAUCGAAUUGUCAUCGGGAUUAGGCCUAACCGAAGCACGUCUUACUCCUAAUGCACUUCUGUAAAUAUGUUCUUCCUCUCCUCUUAAGCAUUACUGCUCCACCGCGGCAGCAUUAGGAAAAACCGGUCGUUUGGCGACACGAUCUCAUCGCUGAGAGAGAAUAAAGAAAAACAAGGUGAGAGAGAGAGAAAAAAAAAGAUAAGA
This is a messenger RNA of Orussus abietinus, 9319 nucleotides long. RefSeq lists its product as uncharacterized. NCBI's taxonomy places the organism in Eukaryota, Metazoa, Arthropoda, Insecta, Hymenoptera, Orussidae. Gene Ontology annotation, molecular function: acyltransferase activity, transferring groups other than amino-acyl groups. The record is from RefSeq and is a predicted model, not a curated record. The transcript has 7 exons. Bases 100 to 1332 code for a protein of 410 amino acids.